Camponotus floridanus (Florida carpenter ant) is the source of this 975-nucleotide messenger RNA. RefSeq lists its product as uncharacterized. The transcript is spliced from 2 exons. Bases 234 to 938 code for a protein of 234 amino acids. Lineage: Eukaryota; Metazoa; Arthropoda; Insecta; Hymenoptera; Formicidae. The record is from RefSeq and is a predicted model, not a curated record.
AGCAUCUUAAUAAUUUUACAAUACAGCUCUAUUAAUCGACUUAUCUAAAGAUUGUAUUUUAAAUGUAAGAACCAUAGACAUGAAUACCAACCCUAAAGAUUAUGUGCAAAACAUGCCGCCAUCUAAUGCUGAAGAUGUAGAACUAAACGAAAAUGGAUCAUAAAUGUGUAUUGUGAAGAUAUUUAAUAUAGUAAUAGUGAUAACAAAUAUUAUUACUGAUAAAUUUAUUGACGAUGUCGAUUAAUACAUUAUGCGCUGCAUUUCGCAAAAUUGCAGUGGGCAGAAUAAGUACUAUUGCUACUGCAAGAUAUUACUCGAUACAACAAUCAAAUUCUGAUAUGAAUGUAAUUUCCCGCUUAACAGCCAAUAGUCAUGGCAUAUUAGACGGUACUAAGUCUGAUGGUAUCAAAUUUAUACCAGGAACACUUAAUAUAGACUUUGGGAUAUGUACAAAUAGAAAUUUAAAAAAUAUUAUUGAAAUGCCUGUAGCAAAGAUUUCUCCAUUGCAAGAGCCUAUAAACCGUUUACCUAUUCAAUAUGAUUUACCUAUAUUAGAAAAGUCUAUAGAUUUACCCACAAAUGGAAAAAUCUUUGAAAAACAAGCGGUACGUUUAAUCGUGAUUAGGCAUAAGAAAAUGAAGAAGCAUAAGCGAAAGAAACUACGUAAAAGGAUGCAUUUUUUAUGGUUAAAAAUAAGAAAUAAACGAAAUCUAAAAAGGGAGAAAUUGUUUCAAGCAGAAUUAAUUGAUAAAAUUAAACAAGCACAAGCAUUUGAUGCUAGGGUAUAUGUUAAAGAGAGACUUGAUAUUUUGAAUAAGGAAAGAAUACCGAGAACUUUCAGAGGCGAGAUUUUACCUGCUGAAAUGAUUAAAAAAUUGAGAGAUGAGAAAAAAGCAAAACUAGAAGCAAAGCGUAACAAACCUCGUUUAACUCUAUAAUUUAUGUAUAAAUAUUCAUAUAACGCAAUAAACUUUA